This is a messenger RNA of Musa acuminata AAA Group (dessert banana), 1126 nucleotides long. Its product is annotated as lipid phosphate phosphatase gamma. The record is from RefSeq and is a predicted model, not a curated record. Gene Ontology annotation, biological process: lipid biosynthetic process; protein N-linked glycosylation. The transcript has 3 exons. Gene Ontology annotation, molecular function: dolichyldiphosphatase activity. Lineage: Eukaryota; Viridiplantae; Streptophyta; Magnoliopsida; Zingiberales; Musaceae. The coding region runs from base 138 to 821 and encodes 227 amino acids. Gene Ontology annotation, cellular component: endoplasmic reticulum membrane; intracellular membrane-bounded organelle.
AUAGGUCGGUCAAUUUAUUCGAUCAUACAUUUAAUGUUUUAAUAGGUCGUACACCUUCCUCCCACCCACCUCCAUCGCCGAUCGCCGAUCGCCGACGCAUCGACCCGAACCCCUCCUCGUCCCAUCCCACCGGGGGAAUGGAGGGGACGCCGUCGGCGGCAGCGGUGCUGAAGGCGGUCACGCUGACCCACGUCCGGUACCGGCGCGGGGACGCCCUGGGCCACUUUCUGGCGUGGGUGUCCCUCAUGCCGGUCUUCAUCAGCCUCGGCGGCUUCGUCUCCCACUUCCUCUUCCGGCGGGAGCUGCAGGGCCUCUGCUUCUUCCUUGGCCUCCUCCUCUCCCAGGCUCUCAACGAGCUCAUCAAGUCCUCCAUACAGCAGUCCCGCCCCUCGUCGAUGUGCGCCGCCCUCGAGGUCUGCGACUCCCACGGCUGGCCCUCCAGCCACUCCCAGUACAUGUUCUUCUUCGCCGCCUACUUCUCCCUCCUAUGCCUCCUCAACGGCAUCGGUGUUUCCUCACCCCGCUCCAGGCGCCUCCUCGCCCUCCUCCCCUGGCCCUCCGCCUUCCUCACCCUAUACUCCCGCGUCUACCUCGGCUACCACACCGUCCCCCAGGUUACCGCGGGAGCGACGCUGGGGCUGGUGCUCGGUGGGGGGUGGUUCUGCAUUGUGAACACGAUGCUGGUGGACUACUUUCCGGCGGUGGAGGAGAGCGCGAUCGGGAGAUUCCUUUACAUCAAGGACUCUUCGCACGUCCCGAACGUGCUCAAGUUCGAGUACGACAAUGCGAGGCUUGCCAGGAAGAAGAUAGCCAAGGAUUGAUUGCUUCUCUGUUGAUCUGCUUGGGAGAAAAAGAAACAAAAAUAACCUGAAUCUCCGAAGGCAUACUGACAAGGUCUAGAGAGAUGAUCUUCCUCCUGGUACUGUUUGUCCUUUAGCUUAUCACCAUUCUGAUUCAUAUGAAAAAACUGAUAUCAGCACUGCACAUUUGCACUCUAUUAUCGUGCAUCUUUGUAAUGUCGAACAGUAUGUAGUUACACAGCAAACACAGCUCAUUAGUGUUGGAUAUGUGUACGUGUGGGGGUGAUAUGAAUACGAAUACAUCAAUCAUUGAUGGAUUCGAACGA